Tribolium castaneum (red flour beetle) is the source of this 1800-nucleotide messenger RNA. Its product is annotated as sodium-coupled monocarboxylate transporter 2. The coding region runs from base 50 to 1768 and encodes 572 amino acids. The record is from RefSeq and is a predicted model, not a curated record. Lineage: Eukaryota; Metazoa; Arthropoda; Insecta; Coleoptera; Tenebrionidae. Gene Ontology annotation, molecular function: symporter activity. Gene Ontology annotation, biological process: sodium ion transport; transmembrane transport. The transcript is spliced from 6 exons. Gene Ontology annotation, cellular component: membrane.
AUUGAACAAAACUGACAAUCAUUCCUUAAACCGCACUCAACCCACAACCAUGGUCACACCCACCACCGUAACAUUUUCCUGGUACGACUACCUAAUUUUCACGGGAAUGCUCACCGUCAGUGUAAUAAUCGGCAUUUAUUUCGGAUGCUUCGGCAGUAAGCAAUCCACAACAAGCGAAUAUCUGAUGGGUGGGAAAAAAAUGCACGUCUUCCCCAUCGCCAUGUCCCUAGUGGCAAGCCACAUUUCGGGCGUUACUUUACUGGGAGUUCCUGCCGAUGUCUACAAAUUUGGGGGCGCAUAUUGGCUGAGCGUCUUCGCCCUCGUCAUAGUGUCCCUUGUUACGAUUUUCGUCUACUUACCGGUGCUCUACCAAGCGCAAAUCACCAGUGUUUAUGAGUAUUUGGAAAAGCGAUUCGACCAGAAAACUAGAGUUUUCUCCUCGUUUCUCUUCGCAGUGUCUCAGAUUUUGUUCCUGCCGGUUGUCAUCUACAUCCCUGCACUUGCUUUCGCAGCUGCCACCGGAAUCAAUCUCCAUUUAGUCACACCAGUGAUUUGUGCCGUUUGUAUUUUUUACACCACUAUUGGGGGGUUGAAGGCGGUCGUCUGGACUGACACUUUACAGUUCACUGUAACUCUGGGUGCUGUUACCACAGUCCUGGUCCUGGGGAUUAAAGCAACGGGAGGUUUCGGUAACGUUUGGCAGAAAGCACUUGAUGGCAAACGACUCGACUUUUUUGAUUUUGAGCUUGAUGUUACACGAAGUGACAAUUUCUGGGCCGCUUUUAUUGGACUCACUGUCUUGUGGAUCUCCCAGUGUAACACUAGUCAAAGUUGCGUACAAAAACUCCUCUCAGUCCCGACCCUAAGUGACGCAAAACUGGCCACCAUUUACUACGGAGUUGGGAUGAUUCUGGUCAAAACGGCCGCUGUGCUUACAGGCCUUGUAAUUUACGCCCGAUAUCACACGUGUGACCCUUUCGAGACCCACCAAAUUACAAGAAAGGACCAGUUAUUGCCCUUCUAUGUCUUUGAUGUUGCAGGAAACGUUCCAGGCCUCUCGGGACUGUUCAUUGCAGGAGUGUUCAGUGCCGGUUUAAGCACACUUUCGGCCCAUUUAAACUGUCUAUCAGGCACGGUUUACGAAGAUUUCGUCAGUAAAUUACUACCGAAAGACAUAACAGAACGCACCAAAAGCAACAUCCUUAAGCUAAUUGUGGUGGUCUGUGGGGCGAUCUGCACCCUUUUGGUGUUUGUUUUCGAACGUUUGGGAGGAAUUCUGCCCUUGGUUAUCACCUUCCAAGGGCUAACCGGAGGUCCAUUACUCGGAAUGUUCACUUUGGGGAUUUUGUCUCGCCGGGCUACCAGUAAAGGGGCGCUGUAUGGAGGGAUUUUCGGGAUGGUAGCACUGGCAAGUGUUGUUAUCCCAGCCAAGUAUUUGCAAACUCAAGGAAUGAUUCACAUUCCGGCUAAACCCACUUCGACAAUCGGGUGCCAGUUUAAUUUUACCGAAAAUUAUUCGAAUCAAACGAUUGGAGAUGAUGGGGUUUUGCAAGUUUUCAAAAUAUCGUACUACUAUUACACCCUUUUGGGGUUUGCUUUCACCACGAUUUUUGGCAUAAUUGUGUCGUUUUGUACGAAGAAAGAUGGGACAGCUGUGAGCGAAAAGCUGCUAAGUCCUGUCGUUCGAAGGAAAGGGUUGGAGGAGGAUAAUUACAAUACUGUGGAAAAAGCGUUACAUUUGGUUACGCAAAACUCUGACAAAUUGUAAAUUGUUUGUAUUGAAUAAAAUGGAUACGAUUA